This is a messenger RNA of Paramecium octaurelia, 444 nucleotides long. Lineage: Eukaryota; Ciliophora; Oligohymenophorea; Peniculida; Parameciidae. The record is from the annotation of a GenBank genome assembly.
UAAUGAAUAAACCUUAAUAACAUUAGUAGGGAAAAGAUUAAAAUGGCAAAGCAUGGUUAUAUGCCUUAGGAGGCUUAGCAAUUGGAGUAAUAGGAACAAUUUUUGGAAUGAAAGCUAUCAAUAAUGAAUAAUCUUAGACUAAUAGUUAAGUUUAAUCCAAUCCAUAGCCUUCAUAAAUCACUAGUGACGGCGAACAAUUCCUCGAGACUCUUUGUUGUCCAAUAACUGGAGGUAUUAAUGAUUUAUAUCUUUAAAUUAGAGCUAAUUGUUGAUGCAGCCUAACUUAGUACAUGCGGUCAUACUUUUGAAAAGAAUGCCUUAUUAUAAUGGUUAAAAAAAUCUAAUGUAUGCCCUUAAUGCAGAAAACAAACUAGCGAAUAAAAUAUUAUCAAGAAUUAUGCUUUACAAUAGGUCAUUGAAUAACAUAGAGCAAAACAAUAAUGA